UCAGCGAUCGCUGGCAACUAGGUACGGUGUGCGAUCGAACAAGGGAACAAGGCUCAGUGCUCGUUUUCUUCUCGAACUCUAGAGACGGUGGUAUCGCUCGACGCAAUGGCUGCCUAUCCUGGUGUAUAUUUCAGUGUUAUCGUGUUGUGCCUGUGCUCACCGACCCGAGCGGGAUUGUUUCAAGAUUUUAAAUGUUAUUCCUGGUCGGAAGUGUGCCGUCUUAAAGAGGUGGUGCUGGAAAGUGAGAAGGAGAUCAAUACGGCAACCUUCAGCAACAUCCGCGAUCCGCUGGUGAUCGAGUCGGGAACUAUUCCCCAGUUUUCCGACGAGCUCUUCUCAAAACUUUCAGCCGUUUCGGAUCUAACGAUCGACAGGGUGGGCAUUAAGCAGCUGUUCGUUCGAUCGAGUUUGCUGCAUCUUUCGGCGGUGGGAAAUGCGAUCGACACGGUGGUGCUGGACUCCGAAGCGACUGUGUUCAGCAUGCUCACGCUGCACCUAUCGCACAACAAGCUAACAUCGUUACCGCCGCUCGAUCGCUUCGUCCGUUUGAUGACGCUGGUCGUGGACCACAAUCUGCUUACAUCCAUCGAUAUGGGCAGCUUCGGCCCGUUGUCGAAUUUGCGAGCGCUCUCGCUGGCACACAACCUUCUGCUGACGGUCACCUCUCCGCCCGACACACCGAUGCAGCUGAUCAAGCUCCGGCGGCUCUCGUUCGCUGGCAAUCAGCUCGCAAUGCUGGACAUCCGCACGUGGGAGCUGGACUCGCUGGAGGUGUUCAACGUAACCGGCAACAGCCUAACGCGAAUCGAAGGCAGCUUCACCAAGCUGCCGGUGCUGAGGCGGCUGGAACUCGCACGUAACCGGUGGUACUGCGAGUGGCUCAUGAUGCUGUACACCGAAACGGAGGCGGCACCAGGAGGGUUCAGGCUCGAUUCGGACGAACCAGACAGAUGCCGGGACGAGAACAUGAUAACUUCGCAUCACCACUGUUGCAACCCGGCCGGUGCCGAAGGAAGCGGGCUCGUCGACAUCUUCGGCGAAAAGUGGGACGAGCUAAAGCGUCUGUCCCGUCUGCUCGACACGCUCAACAGCACCGUGGCGAACGGGUCGGCAUCCGUGAACCGGGUACUCAACACCCAGAACGCAUCACUCUCCACGCAAAUCGCAAACAUCUCCGAAACGCAACGGGAGCAGACGGCGCAGCUUAGGGAGCUGGAAAGGGGCAUCGAUCGUUUGAAGGACAGGCUGACCGAUCUCCAGUCCGACCUGAAGGAGAAGGUGGAUCGGCUUAGCCUGGAGGUGAACGGUCGCUGGAACGAUACGAUCGCGGACGCUGGUGAGCUAUCGAACGCCACGCAAAUGACAACGGGCCCAACGAAUUGGCCGGCGGUCGCUUCCGAAAACGAGAAAAACCUCAGCCGACUGCGCGAGCUGCUUGUAACGACCACCAAACAGUUCAACGACUACGCGAGCAGAACGUUCGAGCAAGAGGCCUUGGUCAAGUCGCAGAGGGAACGAAUAGACACCGUCCAGCAGGAGCUGGACAAGGAACGCUCGAACGGGAAGCAGAUGCAGCAGCAGAUGGACAAACUGGUAAAGACCGUGGAUCUAAUUUACAACUUUUUGCGCGAAGUCCGGGAUGGUAGCGUGGAGAAACUAGACUAAUAAAGCACUCUUACUCUUAAUCUGUUCUUGCUUCACUCGGGGAGAGAGAGCAAGAGCGAGAGCGAGAA
Anopheles stephensi (Asian malaria mosquito) is the source of this 1733-nucleotide messenger RNA. RefSeq lists its product as uncharacterized. Gene Ontology annotation, cellular component: extracellular matrix. Bases 106 to 1665 code for a protein of 519 amino acids. Gene Ontology annotation, molecular function: protein binding. The record is from RefSeq and is a predicted model, not a curated record. Lineage: Eukaryota; Metazoa; Arthropoda; Insecta; Diptera; Culicidae. The transcript has 2 exons.